Molecule: messenger RNA, 2013 nt
Organism: Myotis lucifugus (little brown bat)
Lineage: Eukaryota; Metazoa; Chordata; Mammalia; Chiroptera; Vespertilionidae
Gene: FOXF2
Product: forkhead box F2
Exons: 2
Biological process (GO): regulation of transcription by RNA polymerase II; animal organ morphogenesis
Cellular component (GO): nucleus
Molecular function (GO): RNA polymerase II cis-regulatory region sequence-specific DNA binding; DNA-binding transcription factor activity, RNA polymerase II-specific
Source: RefSeq, a predicted model, not a curated record
GCCUUGAUGAGCCCGCCGUCCGCAGCCGCCACCCCGGAGACCACCUCGACGUCGUCGUCCUCGUCCGCCUCCUGCUCCUCCUCCUCCUCUUCCUCCUCCUCCAACCGCGCCAGCGCCUCCACGGCUGCCUGCAAGAGCGCGGGCGGCGGCGGCGGCGGCGGUAGCGGUAGCGGCGGCGUGGGCGCCGGGAGCGGGGUCUCCAAGAAGGCGAGCUCAGGGCUGCGGCGGCCGGAGAAACCGCCCUACUCGUACAUAGCGCUCAUCGUCAUGGCCAUCCAGAGCUCGCCCAGCAAGCGCCUGACGCUCAGCGAGAUCUACCAGUUCCUGCAGGCGCGCUUCCCCUUCUUCCGCGGCGCCUACCAGGGCUGGAAGAACUCCGUGCGCCACAACCUCUCGCUCAACGAGUGCUUCAUCAAGCUGCCCAAGGGCCUGGGGCGGCCCGGAAAGGGGCACUACUGGACCAUCGACCCCGCCAGUGAGUUCAUGUUCGAGGAGGGUUCGUUCCGCCGACGACCGCGCGGCUUCAGGAGGAAGUGCCAGGCGCUCAAGCCCAUGUACCACCGCGUGGUGAGCGGCUUGGGCUUCGGGGCCUCGCUGCUGCCCCAGAGUUUCGACUUCCAGGCACCCCCGUCAGCGCCGCUCGGCUGCCACGGACAAGGCGGUUACGGCGGCCUUGACAUGAUGCCCGGGGGCUACGACGCUAGCGCGGGUGCGCCGGGCCACGCACACCCGCACCACCACCACCACCACCACGUCCCGCACAUGUCACCCAACCCGGGCUCCACCUACAUGGCCAGCUGCCCCGUGCCCGCCGGGCCUGGGGGUGUAGGCACGGCCGGGGGCAGCGGCGGCGGUGGGGACUACGGCCCGGACAGCAGCAGCAGCCCCGUGCCUUCGUCCCCUGCCCUGGCGAGCGCCAUCGAGUGCCACUCGCCCUACACGAGCCCAGGGGCGCAUUGGGGCUCUCCCGGCGCCUCGCCUUACCUCAAGCAGCCUGCCGCUCUGACGCCCAGCAGCAACCCCGCGGCCUCCGCAGGCUUGCACUCCAGCAUGUCCUCCUACUCGCUGGAGCAGAGCUACCUGCACCAGAACGCCCGCGAAGAGCUGUCAGUGGGACUGCCUCGGUACCAGCAUCACUCUACCCCAGUGUGUGACAGAAAAGAUUUCGUCCUCAACUUCAACGGCAUUUCUUCUUUCCAUCCCUCUGCUAGUGGGCCAUACUAUCACCACCACCAUCACCAGAGCGUCUGUCAGGAUAUUAAGCCCUGUGUCAUGUGAAUGGAGGGAGGCAGGCCAUGCCAAGGCCACUUUCUCCUGGGGGGGGGGGGGUGAACUGAGAUGGACUCACAUAAAGUGCACCCCAUAGCUGUAAGUAGCACACCAUUCACUUAGAAUCCCCAGGCCUGUGUGUUCACUGACACUUAUCUACCAUUGGUAGAAGGACAAGCCCUGGCAUGGUAAUGUCCUAAAUGUGUGCAGGCUCCACUGAGGGGAAGAGCUGAGAGCUCAACUUCUUAGCGAAGAUGGUAAAAAGUUACCACAUGAAAAACAUAAGCAUGUAACUCUGGGAUCUUCAUUGCCUUCAGUAAUCAGGGUCUGAAAAAUGCAGACAAGUUGUCUGUGUGUUUUUCUUUGUCUAUAAAAAUGUAUGUGCUUUUCAAAAAGGCAGUGCUAAACGCAAGAUUUCAAGAAAGCUGCAUGUCAUUGCCUACCUAAGGAAGGAGUUCUGUUUCGCCAAACACUACCUUUGGAUAUAAAUGCCAAAGAACAGUAUUAAGAAAGUAUUUAGAAACAAUGUGUCUAGUUUAAGAACACAGUUUUCAGUAUUGUGACAAUACAACGUUUUUUACCAGGUUAUUUUCUACCACGGUAUUUUAAAGAUAUUUUUAUCUCAUGUAUACUCACACUUGUAUUUUAAAAGGAGGAUAUAUUUGCACUUAUGUAUACUUUUACAGUUUGCCAAACUAUUUUGAUGUAAAAUGUUUUCAAUAAAAUGUAUGUAACAUAUAGUCA